AUGGCAAGCUUCUUACAAUUCUGUCCGACAUGCGAAAAGCAGAUAGUCACGCCCGGCCACAGCAUCUUGUAUUGUUCCGAAGCAUGCCGGAAGAAGGAUGUAUCCGGUUACUCGAACUUGCACCCUACCGCUUCGCCACCAACAACGCCGUCGCCUCUGAACUUCGACACUUCAUUGUCGGACAUAGUACCUCAACGUUCCCCUACAGUUGUCCGGCCAUUGUCACUUACAUUCUCCGACAUGGACAUGAACGACUCUGCGCCUCCUGGCGGCGACUAUGGCGAUAUGUACUCGCGGAGGGAUAGCGAAGCCACUCACUAUCUCGCACAGUUGUAUUCAACCACCUGGAACGGCGCUCAGCAAUCGAGCAGCCGGCCUGCAAUCGUCCGGGCAAACACGGCAUCCGAGCUGCCGUCCUUGGUCCAUUCGGCAAGCUCGUCAGUGGGCACGACUGCCUCCAUAAAUCAUCCGCGCCCGAAACCGUCGAGGCACAACAAGUCAUACUCAAUAAGCUCCACGAACUCCAUUGAUCUCGUAUCGCCUUACAUUGCAACGGCGCCGUCAAGUCCGACGGAUCUCAUGGGAGAUGCAAGCGUGAAGAGCGCCGCGAGUACAGUGACCGCCUUUCGUGUCGCUCAGGAGGGCGAGUUUGAGUACGGUGGGCCGCCGUCUGAGCGUAAGACAUCGCAGGCAGCGAGUAGUCUCAAGCAGCUUUUCUACCAUGAUGCGAUGAAGGCACCACCGUCGAGGGCGAAUCCAUCCGCAACACAAAGCGGGCUAUGA
This is a messenger RNA of Baudoinia panamericana UAMH 10762, 783 nucleotides long. RefSeq lists its product as uncharacterized. The transcript is spliced from 2 exons. Bases 1 to 783 code for a protein of 260 amino acids. Lineage: Eukaryota; Fungi; Ascomycota; Dothideomycetes; Mycosphaerellales; Teratosphaeriaceae. The record is from RefSeq and is a predicted model, not a curated record.